Molecule: messenger RNA, 198 nt
Organism: Entrophospora candida
Lineage: Eukaryota; Fungi; Glomeromycota; Glomeromycetes; Entrophosporales; Entrophosporaceae
Source: the annotation of a GenBank genome assembly
CAUUUCGUGCCUUGUCCUAGUAUUGAAGUCAAUAGCGUCACCAAAAGUCCAUCAUUAUGGACGUCAAUAACGAUCACUAAAAGUACGACACAAAUGCAAAUGCGUCAUAUCACAAAGCACGACGCAAAUGCGGAUUCUUCCAUAAACCCAGAAUGGGGCUCAGACGAAAAAACAAUCACAAAUUAUUCAAGCCUAAAA